GGUUUAGGGUUCUUGCUUGAGCGCCAAGUCGAUGCGCUUGCGCAGGCUCAAGAUCUUCCAGAUUCUCUUCCCCAUUGGUGAUGACGCCCAGGAAUCGGUGGAAAGAUUCAUUACGAUCGGUGCGCUGCGCGCCUGUGCUAGCUCCAGGGAUCUCGACGCCGCCAAGCACAUCCAUUUGCAGCAGAUCGACCGCUUGAUGGACGAUCUCCACGCCUCCAACACGCUUGUCAGCGUGUACGCAAAAUGCAAGAGCAUGGCGGACGCGCGAUCGGUGUUUGACGCCAUGGCGAAUCGAAAUGCCGUGUCGUGGAACUCCCUCAUCGCCGGCUAUGUCGACAACGGCAUGGAGCAUCUAGCGCUGGAAUCCUUCUCCUGGAUGCGAUUGUCAGGGUUUGAGCCCGACGGCCGGUCGCUCCUCGCGGCGAUCAAGGCGUGCUCGAGCUUGGCAGCGGCGGUGGAAGAAGAUGCCGGCCGCAAGGAGGUCUGCCCAGAGAUUAUGAAUUUCGCCAGCGCUGUGCAUUCUCAAGCUCGAGCUCGCAGGUUUGAUUCCGAGGACGUCUUCGUGGCGAGCGCCCUGGUGGAUUUCUACGCGAAAUGCGGAAGAAUGGCGCAAGCAAGGCAAGUGUUUGACAAGAUCACCCAUCCCAACGUCGUUUCCUGGACCACUCUCAUCAAUGGUUACGCUGACAGUGGCGAUGGCGAGCUAGCUCUCGAAGCUUUUGGGCGGAUGCUUCUCUCGGGCUGUCAAGCUGAUAGCCGAGCUUUCGUCGCGGUGCUGAUGGCCUGCUCGAUCUUAGCCACGAACGGAAGAGCUCCUGGCAAGCAAAAUGGUGGCAAGAACAUCAAGGAGAAGUGUCUCCAAAGAGGCGUGGCAAUCCAUUCUCUGGUGGAAGAGCGUCACUGUGGCUCGGAUCCUUUCGUCGCCAGCACUCUGGUGGAUAUGUACACGAACUGCGGCAGCUUGGACGACGCUAGAAACGUUUUCGACAAGAUGCCAUCGCACGGGGUGGUCUCCUGGACUGCUCUGGUGAUGGGAUACGCAGAGAAUGGCAGUGGAGAGAUCGCUCUGGAGCUCUUCUCACGCAUGAUCUUCGAAGGCUGCGAUCCAAAUCCUCGGACUUACGUUGCGGCAUUGGUGGCUUGCGGCAGCCUGGCAGCGCUCCAAACUGGGAAGCAGCUCGUCCACGCUCUGGUUUGCAAGGCUGGAGUCGAGAGUGAAGUCUACGUUGCGAAUUCGCUCGUCAACUUCUAUGGCACUUGCGGCAGCAUGGGUGAUGCCGAGCAGGUCUUCGACUCCUUGAAGAACAAGACGGUUUUUACGUGGAGUGCUAUGAUCGAAGGUUACAGUCACCAGGGGGACGCAAGGCACGUCUUUGCGACGUUCUGGAAGAUGAAAGACGAAGGGCAGGGAAUUCUUCCAGGCAAUGCGGCUUCGCCACAGGAUUGAGCCGGGCCUGGAGCACUACCACUGCAUGGUGGACAGCCUGGGACGUGCCAACCUUUUCGAGGAAGCUGUAGCGAUGGUGGAAAGAAUGC
Molecule: messenger RNA, 1536 nt
Organism: Selaginella moellendorffii
Lineage: Eukaryota; Viridiplantae; Streptophyta; Lycopodiopsida; Selaginellales; Selaginellaceae
Product: pentatricopeptide repeat-containing protein At4g18520, chloroplastic-like
Exons: 2
Coding region: 32-1447 (471 amino acids)
Biological process (GO): RNA modification
Molecular function (GO): RNA binding; protein binding
Source: RefSeq, a predicted model, not a curated record